This is a messenger RNA of Castor canadensis (American beaver), 1568 nucleotides long. Lineage: Eukaryota; Metazoa; Chordata; Mammalia; Rodentia; Castoridae. The record is from RefSeq and is a predicted model, not a curated record.
UCACACACACUCACAUACACCCACGGCAGACACGCACGCACCCGGGCGCCGAAGGGAAAGCCGCGUCUCGCCAUCCAGCCCUGCCGCCAGUCCUGUCUGGGUGCCUCAGCAAAGCGGGAAAGUGGAGGCCGGAGCAGUGACCUCUGACCCCAUGGUUAUGCGGAGCCGCCGCAUUCCUUAGCGAUCGCGGGGCCGCUGCCGUGGGUGACUGACGCAGCGCGGGCGCGUGGAACCGCCGCCGCCCCUCCCCCAUCGCUGCCCUCGCGCCGGGUCUCGCGCCUGUCGGUCCCCGUGCGCCUGCCCCUCCCCGGCCGCACCCGAGUCCUCGCGCGCGCCGCCGCCACGCGCCCCCCGCCGCCCGCCGCCCCGCGCCGCCGCCCCAGCUCGCCCCGCCCGGAGGUCCCGCGUGGAGCCGCCGCUGCCGGGGAGGAGGAGGAUGAAGGACAAACAGAAGAGGAAGAAGGAGCGCACGUGGGCCGAGGCCGCACGCCUGGUAUUAGAAAACUACUCAGAUGCUCCAAUGACACCAAAACAGAUUCUGCAGGUCAUAGAGGCAGAAGGACUAAAGGAAAUGAGAAGUGGGACAUCCCCUCUCGCAUGCCUCAAUGCUAUGCUACAUUCCAAUUCAAGAGGAGAGGGGCUGUUUUAUAAAUUGCCUGGCCGAAUCAGCCUUUUUACACUCAAGGUAAGUAAUGUAAACUUUGUUUUAGUACAGUGAUUCUCAAAAACGGUUAGUGUGCAUAAGAAUCACACUGGUAGGUUUAGAAUGUGCCCAUGAAUUUGUUUUUUUCUAAGAAGCAGUCAGGUGACACUGGUACUGUUGGUCUUAAAUUCAUUGAAAUACUCUAGUGUGAAUAGAGCAUUAGGAAUUAUUAACUCAUAUGAGCUAUUGCUUCUGUGUUUAGCUUUGCUUGUCUGCAUCUUUGUAGAUUGUAUGCAAUUGAAAAAUAAGUAUGUGUGGGGAUAAAUGCAAAUGUGCCCUUAUUAGGAUUUUGUUUAUAAUAUUGUGAAGAAAAAUUACUAGACAGCUAAAUUAAUACCUACUUUAUGGAAAAUAACUGAAAUGUGAACAUUAGUAUUUAUUAAGUGACACUAAUUACAAAGAAAGCUUAAAUAGAGCUGAAAUGAACAAGCUAAUCAUUUUUCUACCAUUUCUGAUAGUAUUUGGACCAUGGGCCUGCCAACUUUUUCUGUAAAGGCACAGAAAAUAAAUAUUUCAGGUUUUGUGGGCCUGCUGUCUCUGUCAUAACUAGUCAGCUCUGCCUCUGUAGCAGGAAAGCAGCCACAGAACACACGUAGACAAAUGGACAAGACUAUGUUCCAGUAAACAAGUGUUUAAUUUAUUUACAAAUGUUUAAUUUACAAAAAUAGGUGGUGGCCACAUUUGACCUUGGGCUCAGUUUGUUGACCCCUGAUUUAGAUGACUUGCUUACUGUAGAGAAACUGAAAAUUUAGUGCUGAUUCUUAAAUUCCUCCACAAUGUAUUUGUAAAUUGGAGUAGUUGUUAUAUAAACUUCUUCCUUUCAGUUUUGUUUACUUGGUAGACAACUAAUUAAAAAUUAAUUAAU